UUGCAGAGCCUGGGUUCCCCGGCCCCGGGGUCCCCGGGAUGCCUCGCCUCUCCUGUUUGUGGCUGGGGCUCCUACUGAUGGGAUUUUCCCAUGAGCUGAACCAGGACUUAGGCAGAGCCAGGAAGCUGUGCGGCCGGCACCUACUGAAAGAAAUAGUAAAACUUUGCGGCAGUGGGGACUGGAGCAAGUUCCAUUUCGAGGAGCAGACCCCUUUGCAGGGGCAGAUUUCCGGGAAGUCCGGAAGCACUGCUGCCUUCAUCCCCAACCAGUUUGGAGUAAAACCAGCCUUUCCUCCUACUGCCUCUCAGGAUGAAGGAACAAAUGAUGGGAAGCUGCAGUCACUGCCCCAGACUCACCACAAGAGGGCGGAACCACCUCCUCCUCUGGCCGUCAGAGCAGUGCCUUCAUCUUCUGAUAGCAACCCAGAUACUCAGGAGCUCAUCCAAGUACAGAAGGAAAGCACAAACCGAAUUAAAACCUUAAGCAGUGUGUUUUGGGGGAAUCAUCCCCAAAGAAGACGCAGGGGGUACUCAGAGAAGUGUUGUCUGAAGGGAUGUACAAAACAAGAACUGGGCAUUGCAUGUCUUCCUUAUAUUGAUUUCAACAACUUAAAAGCAGCAGCACUUCUGACCGAACUAUUCUGACCAUGGCAGGAAUUAUAUUAACUUAAUAAAAGAUGAAUAGA
Ochotona curzoniae (black-lipped pika) is the source of this 685-nucleotide messenger RNA. It is a transcript of the gene INSL6, whose product is annotated as insulin like 6. Gene Ontology annotation, molecular function: hormone activity. Bases 39 to 644 code for a protein of 201 amino acids. The record is from RefSeq and is a predicted model, not a curated record. Lineage: Eukaryota; Metazoa; Chordata; Mammalia; Lagomorpha; Ochotonidae. Gene Ontology annotation, cellular component: extracellular region. The transcript has 2 exons.